Molecule: messenger RNA, 1654 nt
Organism: Rhodamnia argentea
Lineage: Eukaryota; Viridiplantae; Streptophyta; Magnoliopsida; Myrtales; Myrtaceae
Exons: 10
Coding region: 215-1333 (372 amino acids)
Biological process (GO): signal transduction
Source: RefSeq, a predicted model, not a curated record
UCCACUUUCCCUCUCAUGAAAAUUAUUAUAUUGAAAAAUAUUGAAAUUGGAGAGGCGACUUUGAACUUCAAACUCAGCAGAGAAAAAGCUCCUCCGUGCUCAGCUCGAACUCUCUCUCGCUCUCUCUCUUUGAAUCCCAUCAUCAUCGAGCAUAUUAGAACUCUUGGUUGGGAUAUUCAAUUCAUCUUGGUCUGCCCGGCUUGCUUAGCUAUCAAUGCCUUUGCCCUUCUCACCUCAGUGGAAAGAUAAGGGGUUUUAUGCAGGUGUGAAGCUUAAAGAAGCUGGGCAAACUGCAGGAACUUUUGUUGGCGAGGUAGCAAAGGACGCUAAAGGCAAUGUUGCUGAAGUGGCAGGACGAGUCGGGUCUAGUGUCAAGGGUCGCUGGGCACUGCUACGGCAACCAUCUACCAGACACGCAAUGCAGGAGCGCCUCGUAGAGGCAGCAGCAUCAACAGGCUCAUUUCUAAGGAAGGGCAUUUCGGAGACAAAAGAUAAGGUUGCUGUUGGCAAGACGAAAGUCGAGGAGGUGGCGAAAAGGACAGCACAGAAAAGUAAAACUAUAAUUACUGAUAUCGAAAGGUGGCAAAAGGGAGUUGCAAGCACUGAUGUAUUUGGAGUUCCAAUUGAGGUAACUGUACAUCGUGAAGAGUCCAGCCGGCCCGUUCCGCAAAUUUUGGUCAAAUGUGCUGAUUACCUUGUAUUAUCAGGGCUAAAUGCUCCAUAUCUGUUCAAGUCUGAAGGAGAUAAGAAGGUUAUCCAGCAGUUGGUCUCAUCAUUCAAUCUAGAUUCAAAUGCAUCUCUGCCUGAUGGUGUAAAUCCAGUGGACAUAGCAGCCUUAGUCAAAUGUUAUCUUGCAAGCCUUCCAGAGCCUCUCACCACUUUUGAACUUUAUGAAGAGAUGAAAGGAGCUCGUUCAAGUAUAAAUGCAAUGAGAAACAUACUAAAGAAGCUUCCGAAUGUCAAUUUUAUGACUUUGGAAUAUAUAACUGCACUACUGCAUCGUGUGAGCCAGAAGUCCCUUCUGAACAAGAUGGAUGCACAGAGUUUAGCUAUGGAAUUUGCUCCUUUGAUUAUGUGGCAGAAUGGGCAGAAACCUGAGUAUUAUAGGCGAUACUGGAAUGAUCCACGCACAAGUCAGAACGGCAUGGACACAGCGCCUACUUACAGUGCAUGGGACAUGCUUGCAGAAGAGGAUGAUACUGCCGUUGCGUCAUCCAUGAUUCCCUUGGAUGAUGGGACGCCAAUGGAUUUUGGUGCCAUCGAGGUUGUUCAAUGCCUCAUACAACAUCACAAUGCCAUCUUCACGGAUGCCAAUGAGACAGUUUGGAGGUAACUGAGAUUGAAGUCCAUCCUUGUACAGAAAGGGAUGCUGACCAUUUGGAUCGUGCAUCAUCAGCAGCAGCAUCAGCUUCAACCGAUUUAUUCCUGAUGCUUUCUUAUAGCAUAGUUUUUGGAUAGAUAUUGUAAAUGGCAGUGAUGAUAUAGACGUUAAUCCCACACCCUAGUUUCUUUUCCAUGUUCCGUAAAUAUUUUGUUUCGCAAUUCUGCUUUGUAGAACUUGUAUCUGCAUUGAGAAGAUUUCGUACCUCUUCAUGCAUCCACGACGAGUGGUCUCCUCUGUUAUGCAAUAAAGAGCCGUGUCUUGUUGUCUGAA